AUGCCUUUCCUGCACGGCUUCCGCAGGAUCAUCUUCGAGUAUCAGCCCCUGGUAGACGAGAUCUUGGGGCUGCUGGUGAUAGAGGAUGCGGAACAGCAGAGCACCCUUGAGAGCCCUGCCUGUCUGGGCAGUGACAGGAGCCAGCUCUCAGCUGUGAGACGAGUCUUGGAGAGGGAGACCCACUCCCCAUUUUAUCAGGAAGGUGUGAGCUAUGCCCUGCUGAAAGUCACCGAGCUGGGGCUCGUCCCUGCUGCAGAAAUCCUUCUGGAGUUCGGAGCUGACCUCAGCUUUGAAGAUCCAGUCACCUACUACACCCCCUUGCACAUCGCGGUGCUCCGCAAUCAGCCGGAUAUGGUGGAGCUCCUGGUGCGCCGUGGGGCCGACAUCAACCGCAGAGACCGGAUCCAUGAGAGCAGUCCCCUCGAUCUGGCCAGCGAGGAGCCCGAACGACUGCCGUGCCUCCAUCAGCUGGGGGCUGAUGUCAACGCAGCUGACAAAAACGGAAAGACAGCGCUGUUGCACGCCCUGGCCAGCAGUGACGGUGUCCAGAUCCACAACACUGAGAGCAUCCGUCUUCUAUUGGAAGGAGGUGCGGAUGUCAGGGCCACCACCAAAGAUGGUGACACUGUCUUCAUCUACAUCAUCUUCCUGCUAAAAAACAGCACCACCGAGGAGGCACAGGUGAUGAAUCGCUUCUGCUUUCGUGUCACACAGCUGCUGCUGGCCCACGGUGCCGACCCCAGCGAGUGCCCGGCCCCUGAGUCCCUCACCCACCUCUGCUUCAAAAGCUUCAAACACCACUUCCCGCUGCUGCGUUUCUUGCUGGAGUCAGGUGCUGCCUACAACUGCUCCCUCCAUGGCCCCUCGUGCUGGUCAGGCUUCCACAUAGUCUUUGAGUGCCUCUGUUCACACCUCAGCAUCUCUGAAGAUGACAGCUGCUCUACAGACCUCAUCCAGAAGGGUCAGACUCUGCUAGAGCUCAUGAUGGCCAGUUCACAAGCCAUCCGGCUGCCCAGCAACUUUGAGGUCAACACUAGCAGCUGUAGGUACCAUGGGGAGAAGAUCAGGACUCUCUUCUGCUCUCUGAAGCAGCUGGAACGCUCCCCGCAGGCACUGAAACAUCUCUGCAGGGUUUUUAUCCGGCAGCACCUUCAACCGUGGCCAGUAGAUGUCAAAAUCAAGGCUCUACCUCUUCCAGACAGGCUGAAGUGGUACCUCCUCAUCGACCAUGCUGCUGCCGGGCAUGAGGACCUCUGA
Messenger RNA from Tauraco erythrolophus (red-crested turaco), 1257 nucleotides. The record is from RefSeq and is a predicted model, not a curated record. NCBI's taxonomy places the organism in Eukaryota, Metazoa, Chordata, Aves, Musophagiformes, Musophagidae.